Paraglomus brasilianum is the source of this 127-nucleotide messenger RNA. The record is from the annotation of a GenBank genome assembly. NCBI's taxonomy places the organism in Eukaryota, Fungi, Glomeromycota, Glomeromycetes, Paraglomerales, Paraglomeraceae.
CUUCGAUGUCGUUGGCAGUAAGAAUUACAAUUUGAUGUAUAGCAUCCGAACACCGAAUGCAAUGCUGCCGGAAAUGUCUAGGGGUAAGAAAGCCGCGUCAGGACAGAAUGAUGGCGUUGGUGGAUAA